Porites lobata is the source of this 1164-nucleotide messenger RNA. The record is from the annotation of a GenBank genome assembly. Lineage: Eukaryota; Metazoa; Cnidaria; Anthozoa; Scleractinia; Poritidae.
AUGCCGUCUUUUACGAGGGCAGAAAUGAAUCAGCACGUGGCAAAUUCAGGAAAACGAGUCGCAAAUGCUGAGUACCACUCGAUCCCGACGAAUUUAAGGAAAGCGAAAACAUUUCUGCAGGACGAGUACCUGAAAGAAAUCGAAGCCAACAGCGAUCAGAGGUAUUUUUAUUUGAAAGCAAAGUGCUUUCAUAGUUUCAAGAAGAGUGAAGCUCCCCAUGAUCUUCGUUUUGCUAUGUGCAUUGUCUCAGGCCAAGUCACACAUGCCAACUGCUCAUGCAAAGCUGGCAAAGUGGGAUAUUGCAACCACGUUCUUGCAUUGAUGUUCAAAGCAUGCAAGUUUAGUUUAUUUGACAGUAAAAGCACCGAUGAUUUGUGCCAGGAUGAUGAUGAAUUGCCUGAUCUUGCCUGUACCUCACAGCUCCAGAAAUGGCACAAAAAGGGUCGAGGGGACAAAAUAUCUGCCCAACCAGUAAUGGAAGUCACCGUUACUAAGACUAAACUAGAUGAGGCAAGGUGCAGAGAUGGAGUGAAAUGCUUGAUAUAUGAUGCAAGAUGUAAACCCGAGCAUGACUUUCAAGGUGAAAUGAACUUGAAAAAGGCUCUUGAAAAAAUAAAUCCUCAAAUGGGUUUAUCAAUAAUGGCAAGAGAGGAUUCUUCUCUCAGCAAAUGUGUGGAGACGAAGUUUGGCAAAAGUCAAAUUGGCUCAUUUUGUAGCUACCAAUUGACUCAUACUGAGGCAAACUUUGUGGCUACCAUUGACAUUUCAUCUGUACCAAGAAAUGACAUUGGUGAAACUGAACUGACUUAUCCCAGGUUCCCGCUAAACUCGAGUAGUGAUUUUGUAUGGCCUGACAACUUGACUGUGUCUGAAAAGGCACUCAUCAGUUCUCUUGUGGUUGAUGAAAUUAAGUUCAACAAUAUUGAGGAAGCCACAAGAGAUCAAUCAUCCUCAGAGCAGUGGAAGAAGGAACGAAAAUUCAGAUUCACUGCUUCAAAAUUCGACCUCAUCUCAAAAAGGCAAAGGAACCAUGAUAAGUUUGCAGUGGAUCUCAUUAAUCCAAAACCAUUCACCUCAAGGUAUGUGGAACAUGGCAUAAAAUAUGACCCAAUUGCUAUCCAAGAGUAUGAGAAAGUAAUGUUCACACGGAAGACACCUAUUAAG